Solanum verrucosum is the source of this 366-nucleotide messenger RNA. Its product is annotated as geraniol dehydrogenase 1-like. NCBI's taxonomy places the organism in Eukaryota, Viridiplantae, Streptophyta, Magnoliopsida, Solanales, Solanaceae. Gene Ontology annotation, molecular function: cinnamyl-alcohol dehydrogenase activity. The transcript has 2 exons. The coding region runs from base 1 to 366 and encodes 121 amino acids. The record is from RefSeq and is a predicted model, not a curated record. Gene Ontology annotation, biological process: lignin biosynthetic process.
AUGGAAUGUCAUGUUGUGCCAUUUUUUCCUUUUGGAUGCAAUGUGACUGUUAUUAGUACUUCUAUUAAUAAGAAGGAUGAAGCAAUUAAACAUCUUGGUGCUAAUUCAUUCUUGAUUAGUCAUGAUCAAGAACAAAUGCAGGGUGCAACAAGCACAUUGGAUGGAAUUAUAGACACAGUUUCAGCAGAACAUCCAAUUGCUCCAUUGCUCAAUAUAUUAAAGCCUCAUGGAAAGCUUGUAAUGGUUGGUUUACCACCAAAGCCACUUGAGUUGCCAGCUUGGCCUUUGCCUAUGGGUAACAGAAAUAACUCGAACUUGUUAGUAAAUUUCAUGUCAUUUAAACACUUGAAUUAUGGUCUAUUUUGA